UACCUCCAAAGCCAAGGACAGCACGAGUUCAGGCACUCCUCCCCCGGUGCGGAACGGGGGCCACGGGGGCCCUGCCCCAGCCCCAGGCAGCAGCGCUCAGCUCUCCGUCAGCCAGCCCCAGAACGCGGCCGGGCCCAGUCCCCACGCGCUCAGGAGAGCUGUGAAGAAGCCAGCACCAGCCCCCCCCAAACCAGCCAACCCACCGCCAGGGCAGCCAGGCAGCCAGAGCUCUCCCCCAGCUGCUCAGCCACCUUCUGUCUCUCCAAAACCACCUGCUAGAAGCUCUUCUCCUCCUGCUCAACAAGCAAACCAAGGAGCAGCCCCAACCUCCUCUUCCCAGGUUUCUGCACCUCGGAGAUAUUCCAGCAGCGUUUCCCCAAUCCAAGCUCCCAACCACCCACCCCCACAGCCCCCAACACAGGCAACUCCUCCACUGCAGCCCAAAGCAAACAGCCAAGCAUCUCCCUCCCCUGGCAGCGAGCACGGACCAGAGCAGCCCUGUUACACUCCUCCGCAGACUCCGACACCACCCGACACCCCUCCCCUGGGCAAGCACCCCAGCAGCUCCCCCUUGGCCCUGCGCGGCCAGGCCCCCUCUCUACCUCAGGGUGGGACACUGCCCCGGCCACGGCCAGUGCCCAAGCCCAGGAACAGACCCAGCAUCCCCCCUCCGCCUCACCCUCCCUCCCAGCUGCCUGGAGAUGGGAUCGUUGCCAAUCCCACGCAAACAGCUUCCAAAAUAGUCACAGACUCUAAUUCCAGUAUUCCAGAACCACUUGCAAACCCUCCUUCAGAGCCUCCUACAGAGCCUGCGAGCAGAGAGCUGCACAACCACCUGCUACUGGACAUUGACCACGACACGGAGAGCACCGCACUGUGA
Molecule: messenger RNA, 880 nt
Organism: Acanthisitta chloris (rifleman)
Lineage: Eukaryota; Metazoa; Chordata; Aves; Passeriformes; Acanthisittidae
Gene: ARHGAP17
Product: Rho GTPase activating protein 17
Source: RefSeq, a predicted model, not a curated record